GAAGCUGGUGCUUUAGCUUUCUAGCAAGAGGACUUGCAUGUUACUCCUCCCUGUCUUCACCAGCGGCUUUUGAAAAUCAGCAGAAGCUCCUGACAUAUAAAUGAACAGCUAAAAAAUCCUCACAAAUGAUGGCUGCAGCUUCAGCUGAUGUCCAGACCAAUCUGCCAUACACAGAAGCCUUCUGGAGUAACCAAACUAGCUCAGCCAUAAAUGCCUCGGAAACUCAAAACAACGUCAGUUGCUCAGAUGACAAGUCACUGUCACUUGCUUUAAUAGUUUUUUACUCCAUUAUCUUUGUCAUUGGAUUGGUUGGAAAUAUUAUAGCCCUGUUUACUUUCCUGUGCAUUCAUCAGAAAAGGAAUUCUAUCCAAGUUUACUUGCUAAAUGUCGCCAUUGCAGACCUUCUUCUGAUCUUCUGUCUUCCCUUCCGAAUAUUCUACCAUGUUACAGGACACUGGAAGUUUGGACCCAUUUUCUGCAAGAUUGUAGGAACUCUAUUUUAUAUGAACAUGUAUAUUAGUAUAGUACUGUUGGGACUAAUUAGUCUAGAUCGUUAUAUAAAAAUAACUAAGUCUGUGAAGCGUCCUAAAAUGUUAACUACUACACGAAGUAUACAUAUUUGUUUCAUAGUGUGGGCAAUUGCGCUAACAGGAUUGAUAGUAGUAGUUGCACCAUCUUUCUUUAAGAGUCAGAACAGCAAUUCUACUAGGUGCUUUCAUUACCGAACUAAACAGAAUGCAAAGACAGAAGCAAUUUUAAAUUAUAUUAUUGUAGUAAUUUUUUGGAUAGUUUUUUUUCUUUUGAUACUUUCAUAUAUUAAAAUUGCCAAGAACCUUCUGAAAAUUUCAAAGAAAAGAGCAAAUUUUCCCAAUGCAGGAAAAUACACCCAGACAGCAAGGAAUUCCUUCAUUGUACUCAUUAUUUUCACCACCUGUUUCGUUCCUUACCAUGUGUUCCGGUUUGCCUACAUUACAUCACAGUUACAAAAUCCAUCUUGUUAUUGGGAGAAAAUCAUUCACAAAUGCAACGAGGUGAUGCUCAUAUUUUCAUCAUUUAACAGCUGUUUAGACCCAGUUAUGUAUUUCCUAAUGUCCAGAAGUGUCCGUAAGACUGUAUUCCAACUUAUUUGCAGAAAACUCCAUGGAGAUUCAGGCCUAGCUACGGAAAGCACUUCAGAAAUAAAACUUGGACAAUAUACACAAGAGCGAUUAUCUACUACUACUGCCCACUCAAGUUCUGUGAAGAAGAAGUCUCUGAUUUGAUUGUUUAAAUGAAUGGACACUGGCUUCUUUUGUCAUUCCAGGAUAUCAAUUUAAGAUGUACCAAACGCAAUACUGUACAGCUACUAAUCCUGCCUCUUUCUGCCUGUUAAAAAAUGAGAAGUCUCACUUCCGUUUCUGAAAAUGAGAAGUAACUUUUCAGAAGUAUUUCACUCUCGUUUAUCCAAGAAAACAAAAUAGGAAGUUCCAGACAUCAUCUGCUGAACUAAACUAGAACACUAACUCUUUAAGGAAAUUUCCACAAGGUGGUUUGAACCUGUAUAAGGAAUCUUGUAUAUAGACGUUAAUAUUAGCAACUUGUGUAUAUAAAUAAUAGAUGGAUUUUGCAAAAUGUAAAUUGUGUCCUAUUCAAAAGAGCUAUUAAAACCAUUACAGAUUUUA
Messenger RNA from Calidris pugnax (ruff), 1661 nucleotides. RefSeq names its product G protein-coupled receptor 34 (gene GPR34). Gene Ontology annotation, molecular function: G protein-coupled purinergic nucleotide receptor activity. The transcript is spliced from 2 exons. Gene Ontology annotation, cellular component: membrane. The record is from RefSeq and is a predicted model, not a curated record. NCBI's taxonomy places the organism in Eukaryota, Metazoa, Chordata, Aves, Charadriiformes, Scolopacidae. Gene Ontology annotation, biological process: G protein-coupled receptor signaling pathway. Bases 126 to 1262 code for a protein of 378 amino acids.